CCCCAGCCCACGCCCUGGGACUGACCACUUUCGGCACACAAUUCAACUUGGUUGGUUGUCCCCCGGUCGCAGUGCAAAUUGAGUUGUCGAGUUGUCGAGGAGCGCGCCCGGCUGCUUUGGGGAGGCUUGCUCUCAAUUCAGUUUUGAGUUGUUAUUUUUGUUUUGUGUUUUGUGGUUUGAGAGUGGUGCGAGAGCUUAGAAGUAGUUGUUGUUCUUGUCAUUGUUGUUGUUGGAGAGAGAACACAGCUGGCAACAAAGCGAGCGUUGCAUUUUUAACUUUACAGCAAAACGGAAAAGAAGAAUACUAAGAAAUGGCUGCUCAGCCCAACCAACCCCAUCAGAUAUCGACGGGGCGCAGAGCUGUGUUCCAGGUGUUAGCCGGCGGCUCUGCCGGAUUUGUGGAAGUCUGCAUCAUGCAGCCCCUCGACGUGGUGAAGACACGCAUGCAAAUCCAGAGAAUUCCAGGAGUCGGCGCCACCGCCAUAGAGGCGCACUACAAUGGCGUCUUCGACUGUUUUGCCAAGAUGUAUCGGCAGGAGGGCCUGGCGUCGUAUUGGAAGGGCUUGAUUCCGCCCGUUCUGGCCGAAACACCAAAGAGGGCCAUCAAGUUUUUGAUAUUCGAGCAGUCGAAACAAUAUUUUCUAUUUGGAUCGCCGACUCCGACGCCAUUCACUUUCUCGAUGGCUGGGCUGACGGCCGGUCUGCUGGAGGCGAUUGCCGUCAAUCCCUUCGAGGUGGUCAAGGUGGCGCAGCAGGCGAAUCGCCAGAGACAAGGUGCUGGCGUCUUCGAGGUGGCACGCGACAUAGUCAAACGCGAUGGCAUCGGACUGCGAGGAUUGAACAAGGGCGUAACGGCGACAAUGGGUCGCAAUGGUGUCUUCAACAUGAUAUACUUUGGAUUCUUUCACAGUGUGAAGAACGCGGUGCCGGAGCCCAAGGACAAAGUUUGGGAGUUUCUGCGCAAAGUGGCCAUUGGGUUUACGGCCGGUACGCUUGGCUGCCUGGUCAACAUACCGUUCGAUGUGGCCAAAUCCCGCAUCCAGGGACCGCAACCGGUGCCAACUGUGAUCAAAUAUCGCAGCACCAUGAGGACAAUCGGUAUUGUCUACAGCGAGGAGGGUGUUCGCGCCCUCUACAAGGGCCUGGUGCCGAAGAUCAUGCGCCUGGGUCCUGGUGGUGCCAUCAUGCUGCUAGCCUUUGACUACGUCUACGAGUAUCUCUUGAAGAAUCACUCCUAGUCCUCCAACACUGACAUUUACAUUUAAAUUAACAAUUAACAAUUAUGAAAACAAUGCUGUCUAUGUGUACAUAAUAAAGUUAAGCUUUUUUUUCGUGUA
Molecule: messenger RNA, 1337 nt
Organism: Drosophila grimshawi
Lineage: Eukaryota; Metazoa; Arthropoda; Insecta; Diptera; Drosophilidae
Product: mitochondrial 2-oxodicarboxylate carrier
Exons: 3
Coding region: 312-1238 (308 amino acids)
Source: RefSeq, a predicted model, not a curated record